CCAAGAUCUCAGUACCAUUCCAUUGCUUAGAAUUCCCGAAUUGAGUUCUAUUGAAAGAUACCCGGAAGAACGCGAACAAAAUGAGAUUGUUGCCUGUGCUAGCGCUGACCCUGGCCAUUCUGGUCUGUGGCACUGUGGUCGCCGCUCAAGAUACUACGGAUAGUUCUGAGUACGAUUAUAGUGAUUACAAUGACGAUGACUAUAGUUACGAGGAUUAUGAAGACGAGGGCUCGACCGAAGAUGCAACAACAGAGGCGAGUUCCAACAACGACUCGGGUGUGAGCUCGGGAGAGGAAUCGGAAGACAGUUCUGAAGAUCAAGUGGAUAGUGGAUCGAGUGAAGUGACCCCCGCUCCAGUGGUCCCCACGAAGCCAAGUCCAGCCACACCGAAAAAAGCCCCGAAGCGUGCUGCCGGCAAAAACAAGCAGCGUCGUAGGCGAACCACCGCAGCGCCCAAGAGACGCACCACAGUGGCACCGAAGCGCCGCCAGCCAGUUGCCACGCCCACCAGGAGGCAGACACCUGUGGCAGCCGCCAAAAAGCGUGCCACCGUGGCAGCUAAAAAACGUAAGCAGGCCUCGGGUUAAGUCAGAGGUACAUACUCGUACAUUAGAUGUAAUCCAUAAAUAAAAAGGCUACUUUUGCGGGCACAAAGCAAAGGCAAAAAGCACAGUAAAUUCUGA
Drosophila pseudoobscura is the source of this 683-nucleotide messenger RNA. Its product is annotated as heterochromatin protein 1-binding protein 3-like. The transcript has a single exon. Lineage: Eukaryota; Metazoa; Arthropoda; Insecta; Diptera; Drosophilidae. Bases 81 to 587 code for a protein of 168 amino acids. The record is from RefSeq and is a predicted model, not a curated record.